AUGGAUCAGUUUCAGGAAGUCUUCGGCCCACUUGUGGAGGCACAGUUGUAUGCGAUGGAAUGGACGACGCCCAGAAAGGGAAGCGGAGCCCAGCUCGGCCGCAAGGCCUCGCGGACAGAGCAAGGAAAGGCAGCCACACACACACAAACCACACUGGCACAAAGGUGGGGGCAAAGGCCGUUCAAAGGCCACUUCAAGGACGGACCAAACAUUACCUACCUGAUCAAGGCUCUGGCGCGUCUAGCGCUGCAGCAGGAGACGGCCAUCAAGAUCUUGCGCCAGGACUACAGCUGGGUCCUCUUCAUCCAGCCGGACAAUCAGGGACCUCUACCGCUGCUCUUCAAAGCCGCGCAGAAGUGGAAGAAGGCACAGGAGGAGGCAAAGGCAGAGGAGAUGAAGUGGCUGAAGGACGGCCACUGGUGCUAUCCGCAGUGGUCGCCAGCGUUGGGGAGCCUCGUGGUGGACGAGGAUCGUCCCCCUCUUCCUCUUCAACACACCAAGCUGGUGGCCCUUCAGCUAGUCCUGCCCCUGAUCAUGCUGCCCUACAUGAUCCACCGAUUUCACCCCACGCGACCACUGGCAGGAAACAUGACGGGGAUGACGUCAUUUGAGUUGGACAUCUCCAGCCGCACCAAGGGCAAUCAUACGGCUUGGGAUUUCCUGGAAGCUCUGACGGGGCUCUCGGCACUACAGAUUAUCGGCCUGCAGCUCCGCCGCGACACUCUCAAGCAGUCACUGGCUGCAGGGCUUGUGCAACAAGCAUUGGCCGAAUUCUCCUGA
This is a messenger RNA of Symbiodinium sp. CCMP2592, 780 nucleotides long. Lineage: Eukaryota; Dinophyceae; Suessiales; Symbiodiniaceae. The record is from the annotation of a GenBank genome assembly.